AGAUGUCUAUGUGUGUGUUUUCUAUUACCAGUUUCAUAUUCUCUUGAAACAACAUAAGAAAAACAACAAAAGCAAAUACAACAUGACUCGCUCCUCUAGAUUCCUUGGAACCGCGGCGGCGACGCCACCACCGCCAGAAGAAAUCCUCGCCGCGGAAACGGACUUGGUUGUGAUCCUCUCAGCUCUUCUCUGCGCUCUUAUAUGCGUAGCCGGCUUAGCCGCCGUAGCUCGCUGCGCCUGUCUCCGCCGCCUCGCCGGCGUUAAUUCCUCCGCCGUAGGAGUGUCUCCACCGCCGAACAAAGGCCUCAAGAAAAAAGCGCUACAGUCCCUCCCUAAAUCCACCUUCGCCGCUGCAGACACUCCGAGCUCCUCCGCCGGAGAUGGAGACUCGCCCGCCGAGUGCGCCAUAUGCUUGACGGAGUUUACCGACGGAGAAGAGAUCAGGAUUCUACCGCUUUGCAACCACGCCUUCCACUUGGCGUGCAUAGAUAAAUGGCUGACUUCUCGGUCGUCGUGUCCUUCUUGCCGUCGGAUCUUGGUACCGAUGAAGUGUGAUCGGUGUGGUCACCAUGCUUCCACGGCGGAGAGUCAGAUUAAAGAUCAGCCUCCUCCUCAUCAGCAUCCUUCACAGUUCACUUCCGCCGUUGUUCCCGCUUUUCUUCCUUAAAACAACUUUUUCCUUUCUUUAUUUUAUAAUUUGGCAAAAAAUUAUCGGCAUGAUUAAGGGAAAGUAAGAUAUUAAUUAACUAGGAAUUAGUGAUAUUUUUAGCUAUUUCUGUUUUUAUCAUCUCUGUAAGACUGGUUACCGUAACACUGUCCUGAAUCUGAAUCAGUCAGAUGGAGUUUCUAAGUUCGAGAUGUUAAUUUUUUUUCACAGAAAUUCACAAUUCGAAUAAAACGUACUAACAUUUAAAAAUAA
Messenger RNA from Raphanus sativus (radish), 919 nucleotides. Its product is annotated as probable E3 ubiquitin-protein ligase ATL45. The record is from RefSeq and is a predicted model, not a curated record. The coding region runs from base 83 to 667 and encodes 194 amino acids. The transcript has a single exon. Lineage: Eukaryota; Viridiplantae; Streptophyta; Magnoliopsida; Brassicales; Brassicaceae.